CUGUGAUUGGUCGUUAAAGUUCGUUUGGCAAAUUUGAAAAGAAGUUUAGAGUUUUCGAUUUUUAUGAAAAGUUAAACUUUUUUAUUCGAUUUUAUAAAUAUUUCUUGAAUUAAUUUUAGGAUUAAAUAGGUUUAUUUUUAAAAUCAAAAUGAAACCAACUCGUCAUAAAACACCAAAACGACAAUUGAAACUCAGAAAUGGAUUAGUCGAUCCAGUUGAAGUUUAUUGCAGACUUCGAACAUUAGAGGAUCAGACUGAUGAUAUAUGUGUAAAAGCUUUAGAUAACUGUACUGUGAAAUUAAUGCAGCGUGAUGGAAAUACUCUUACAAAAAAUGGACUUACAAAAGAGAUUCAUUACACAUUCAAGUAUGUGUUUGAUGAAAAUGUUUCUCAGAAGACUUUGUUUGAUAAUAUUGCAUUUCCAUUAGUAGAAGAUCUUAUUCGUGGAAAAAAUGGUUUGCUAUUUACUUAUGGAAUCACAUCAUCUGGAAAAACAUAUACAAUGACAGGAACACCACAGGAUGGUGGACUUUUACCUCGUUGCUUAGAUGCAGUUUUCAAUAGUGUUGGAGAAUACCUAACAAGAAAAUAUAUAUUCAAACCAGAUAAACUGAAUGGAUUUGAUGUACAGUCUAUAGCAGAAUCAUUGAUGGACUUGCAAAAAGAUCUUGGUUUAAUUACCCCAAAAACUCCUAAGACAAAAAAAAAAGAUGGUGAUUUAGAUUGGAGCCAGAGGAUACCAGAUGAUGUUAAAAUACUAGAAGUUGAUUCUGAUAAUGGAUAUGCUGUGUUUGUGUCUUACAUUGAAAUUUACAAUAAUUAUAUUUAUGAUUUGUUAGAAGACAUUCCAAUUGAUCCAAUUAAACCAAAACCUCCACAGUCAAAAAUAUUGAGAGAAGAUGCCAAUCACAAUAUGUAUGUAUUUGGAAUGACAGAGAAAGAAGUAAAAACUGCAGAUGAAGCUUUUGAAUUGUUCUGUAAAGGUCAAAGACGUAGACGAGUAGCUCACACAGCUCUUAAUACUGAAUCGAGUAGGAGUCAUAGUGUUUUUAAUGUUCGGCUUGUUCAGGCUCCUUUAGAUCCAGUGGGUGCAGAAAUAAUUCAGGAUCGAAAUCAAACUAUUGUUAGCCAGUUAUCUCUAGUAGAUCUUGCUGGUAGUGAAAGAACAGUACGAACAAGAAAUACUGGAGACAGGCUACGUGAAGCAGGAAAUAUAAACACAUCUUUGAUGGCGUUGAGAGAAUGUAUUGAAAUAUUAAGAGAGAACCAAAAUCAAAAUAGUUGCAAGUUAGUUCCAUAUCGAAAAAGCAAGCUGACUCAUUUAUUUAAAAAUUAUUUUGAAGGAGAAGGAAAAGUGAGAAUGGUAGUUUGUAUCAACCCACGCGUAGAUGAUUAUGAUGAAAUUAUCCAUGUUAUGAGAUUUGCAGAACUUGCUCAAGAAGUGCUUCUGUCUCGGCCAACCCCACUGUCUAAUGUUUUGUCUUCUGGAUUAAAAUCUGGUAGAGGCAAUAAUUACCGAGAAGCUGUAAAAAAGGCUGAGGAAGAAGGAACAAAUUUGGAUGAUUAUUUGGCUUCAACAGUUUAUACAAUGGGACCUGCUUUUCCAAUUAUAGAAAAUAUGAAUAGUGAAACUUUAACAAAUCUUCUGAAUUUUAUGAAUGAUAGAAAGGUUCGCCGAGAAACUUUAUUGAAAGACUUGAAUAAUAAACAAUCUGAAUUUAGAAGACAGUUGAGUGAGAAUGAAAAAGAAAUGAUGACUCUUCGUCAGCAAGUUAGAGUUCUUCAAAUGGAUUUAGAAGCCAGAGAACAACAAGUAAAAUGUCUAGAGAAGAAAAUAUCUGAUAUGAAAGAAACUAAUGAUGUUUUAAAUAAAAAGAUUGGAGAAACUGAGAGGAAUAAACAAGCUUUAGAAAAUGAGUUGGAUGAAAAAGAGAUGUUACUAAAUAAAGGACAAAUGGAGAAAGAAAAAAUCAAAUCAGAACUACAUGACCGUCUUGAAAUAGAAAGAAGUCGUAUGCAGCGUAUCAUGGUAAGAGGAGACAGAGAUGGUGUCCCUGAAAUUAUGGAUGAAAUUGUGACAUCUGCUAGAAAUCUCGAAUUGGAGGUGAAUGAAGAUGACAUUGAAGAACUCAUAAUGAAAUCUGAAACUGACCUGACAGAUCGAAAUCAAACUAUUGUUAGCCAGUUAUCUCUAGUAGAUCUUGCUGGUAGUGAAAGAACAGUACGAACAAGAAAUACUGGAGACAGGCUACGUGAAGCAGGAAAUAUAAACACAUCUUUGAUGGCGUUGAGAGAAUGUAUUGAAAUAUUAAGAGAGAACCAAAAUCAAAAUAGUUGCAAGUUAGUUCCAUAUCGAAAAAGCAAGCUGACUCAUUUAUUUAAAAAUUAUUUUGAAGGAGAAGGAAAAGUGAGAAUGGUAGUUUGUAUCAACCCACGCGUAGAUGAUUAUGAUGAAAUUAUCCAUGUUAUGAGAUUUGCAGAACUUGCUCAAGAAGUGCUUCUGUCUCGGCCAACCCCACUGUCUAAUGUUUUGUCUUCUGGAUUAAAAUCUGGUAGAGGCAAUAAUUACCGAGAAGCUGUAAAAAAGGCUGAGGAAGAAGGAACAAAUUUGGAUGAUUAUUUGGCUUCAACAGUUUAUACAAUGGGACCUGCUUUUCCAAUUAUAGAAAAUAUGAAUAGUGAAACUUUAACAAAUCUUCUGAAUUUUAUGAAUGAUAGAAAGGUUCGCCGAGAAACUUUAUUGAAAGACUUGAAUAAUAAACAAUCUGAAUUUAGAAGACAGUUGAGUGAGAAUGAAAAAGAAAUGAUGACUCUUCGUCAGCAAGUUAGAGUUCUUCAAAUGGAUUUAGAAGCCAGAGAACAACAAGUAAAAUGUCUAGAGAAGAAAAUAUCUGAUAUGAAAGAAACUAAUGAUGUUUUAAAUAAAAAGAUUGGAGAAACUGAGAGGAAUAAACAAGCUUUAGAAAAUGAGUUGGAUGAAAAAGAGAUGUUACUAAAUAAAGGACAAAUGGAGAAAGAAAAAAUCAAAUCAGAACUACAUGACCGUCUUGAAAUAGAAAGAAGUCGUAUGCAGCGUAUCAUGGCUUCUCGAUUGGCUGAAAAACAAGCUGAAUUAGAAGCAAAAAUGUGCAUGAGCAAAGAAAAAUUUAAGCAGUUAAGAGAGAUUCUUAAUUCAGGUGAUUGGGAAGAACACCUAGAAAAUCUUCGUACACCCACAUAUACUUCAUCUUCCUCAGAACCUAGAAUAUAUCAAGUUUUCUCAGAUGGUGCAAAUACCAAAAAGUCNUAG
Molecule: messenger RNA, 3289 nt
Organism: Centruroides sculpturatus (bark scorpion)
Lineage: Eukaryota; Metazoa; Arthropoda; Arachnida; Scorpiones; Buthidae
Product: kinesin-like protein KIF23
Exons: 28
Coding region: 149-3289 (1046 amino acids)
Biological process (GO): microtubule-based movement
Cellular component (GO): nucleus; kinesin complex; microtubule
Molecular function (GO): ATP binding; microtubule binding; microtubule motor activity
Source: RefSeq, a predicted model, not a curated record